This is a messenger RNA of Trichophyton verrucosum HKI 0517, 456 nucleotides long. RefSeq lists its product as uncharacterized. The record is from RefSeq and is a predicted model, not a curated record. NCBI's taxonomy places the organism in Eukaryota, Fungi, Ascomycota, Eurotiomycetes, Onygenales, Arthrodermataceae. The transcript is spliced from 3 exons. The coding region runs from base 1 to 456 and encodes 151 amino acids.
AUGUUCGUCCGGGUUCGUCCUGUCUUGUGGGCGGUUAUGGUUAUGGUUAAGGAGAUGGAGAUGAAUAUGGAGAUGGCUCAGGGUCAAGGAUGGGGAACGCCGGUCAGGCCCUCCCUCGUUAUUAUGGAUGCUCCAGGGAUCACGCCGAUCGGGGCAAGCACCAUCGGCUUCCCCGGCGGCGGGCGGCUUCCAAUUUUUCCCUCGCUGCUUUUCUUGUCACCUCCUGGAUCAUCACGUUACGAAUUACCGCAAGUUCUCUCUCUUGAUCUUUUUACGUGUCCCGGCAGUCAGGACGGGGUCCCGCCAGCUGACCCCGAUCUGGCCGCCCCGCGCGCCUCUGCCCCAGAGGUACUUCCGCGCUCGGCUGAAGUGUUACUGCGGCGGAAGUACCGCGCGCCUUCUGGCAUCCCUGCUUCGACCUGCCGGAUCGGGCACACGCCCUUCCAAGAGCCCUGA